This is a messenger RNA of Aspergillus ruber CBS 135680, 1725 nucleotides long. RefSeq names its product ATP-binding protein. Lineage: Eukaryota; Fungi; Ascomycota; Eurotiomycetes; Eurotiales; Aspergillaceae. The transcript is spliced from 5 exons. The record is from RefSeq and is a predicted model, not a curated record. Gene Ontology annotation, molecular function: ATP hydrolysis activity; ATP binding. Bases 1 to 1725 code for a protein of 574 amino acids.
AUGGAUCAGCAAGUUUGGGCUAAUCCAGGAAAAUCCCUGACUAGUGAAUCUCCAUCUCAGCCUGACGCUGUGUUGUCCAAAUAUCGCAUAAGUAGAACACUCACGGUACAUGCUGGCGCUGAAAACGAACCGGAGCCCAUCCAGUACGCCCCGGCAGGUACCAUAUGCAAAAUACACAACAUCUACCAAACAAAGCCAGAUAGAACAGGUCGCUGCUCUUGGACCAAAGAGCUUCCCGACUAUGCUGCGUCUCCUGCAGAAGACCCAGAGUCUCGCCAGUACACGCUGUCAGUACGGAAUGCCAAGUGCUAUGACGGAUCCAAGAGCCUCGAGGUCCACUCCAUUGUGGUGCAGAGUGAGCCGCUCAAGAAAUUCCUUGCAAAUGUUUUAGAGGGCUAUUCUGGUAUUACCAUGACACUCGAUCGUCUCACUUUUAACAGACCAUUCGAGCCUUUUGUGCACCGAUGGGAGCAGUUCACUAAAGCCAGACUCAAUGAGAAUCUGGAUGCAACCACGAAGGCUCACGUUGACCUGUUGUAUAAAGUGCUAGAAGAGGAGCUUGGCCGUGUAAUUGCUCAUAAGAAUGACCUCGUGCGAAAUGGUGUGAUGACACACGGCUUAUUGUACACCAUUUUCGAGCCGGGCGAGGUCAUUUUCGGCGUGGUGGAUAGUCGUCAACGAGCCUUUGUUUUUAAGACAAGCUUCAUAGACUGUCGAACAAAAAGUUUCCAGAUCGACUCAGCAUACAUUGACUUCGACGGUGACAACGUUGGCUUUACUGGACAUGCCUUUGCUAUCCCCCCUUAUGAAGGGACCGCCCCUAUUACCUCAUUGCCUGUCUUCCCACUGAAGUACCAUAGCAACCAAGCAACCCUGAGAAAGGAGCUGACUUCGUCAUUGCCUUCUCGAAUAUCAGAUACACUUUCCGAUGAUCAACUACUGGUCUCUGCUCCUUUUGUGCGCGGGUACUCCUUGAACAGCAAAAGAUGGCUAGAGUUCUAUCUCGACUGCGUGAAAGAUAUCGUCUGGAACUCGCGUGCCUUUGACUCCUUGGUCUUACCUCCUGCACAGCAAGAUCUAAAAAAACCGAUUCUUGCAUUUACAAAUGCCCGGUCCAAGCAACUCGGUGCUUUUCACGAUGUCGUUCAGGGAAAGGGCCGCGGCAUUAUCACGCUUCUGAGUGGUCCACCAGGCGUUGGCAAGACCUUGACCACAGAGAGCGUGGCCGAGGCCCUUAAGGUUCCCCUCUACGUUCUAAGUGCAGGAGACCUGGGAAAAAACGCCGUAGGGGUAGAAGAGAAGUUGAAGGAUGUUCUUUCCAUUGUCCCUAAAUGGGGCGCUGUUCUUCUUCUUGACGAGGCGGAUGUUUUUAUGGAGACUCGGAAUACAGCUGAUCUAGCUAGGAACGAGCUUGUCUCAAUUUUCUUAAGACUGCUGGAGUACUACGAGGGAAUUUUCUUCCUAACGAGUAACCGUGCUGAGAACAUUGACCCUGCUUUCGAGUCCUGGAUUCACGUCAGUAUUCGGUAUCCCGAGCUCGAUACGGCAUCUAGACGCCAGAUAUGGGCCUAUGCUGAUUUGGACAGGUUGUCAGGGAUUCCAUUGAAUGGGAGACAGGUUAAGAACGUCGUUCGGACUGCCUAUCUCCUGACUGGUUAUGAGGAAGAGAAACUUGGAUAUGAGCUGAUUCAGAAUGUCCUGAGGCUAAGGGGGUUUGGUGUGUGA